AGAAUAUAAGUGAGGCAAAUGGAUGCAGAGUGCAUUCUCUCCUCGACAGUUGAACCGAACCGGUGUCGGAUACAUAUCGUCAUUUAAUUUAAUUUGCGUGUUAAAGAAAUAAAAUCAAGUUAAAAUGGCUGCCAUUAUCAAACCGAAAACUCCUGGUGUGUACCCGAUUCCUUUCGGCCUUUACCCUGGCCGCAUCAUCAGGGUGACGGGCAGCGUCCCAUCUUGCGCCACCAGGUUCCAUUUCAACUUCCAAUGCGGUCCGAAGAUGUUCCCUGGCGAAGACAUCGCCUUCCACUUCAAUCCUCGCUUCAGCCAGAAAUGUGUGGUGCGCAACCACUAUGAGUGCUCCAAGUGGGGGGUUGAGGAGAUCAGCGAUACUUUGCCCAUCACUGCAGGAGAUAGCUUCGAAGCUCUCAUACACAUUUAUUAUUACUUAUUCAAGGUGGAGGUAAAUGGGAAGGUUGUCUGCGAGUUCAAGCACCGCAUUCCGUAUCGCAAGGUGACACACAUGGGCAUUGAGGGUGACGUCACGGUAGACGAGAUCGACUUCGCUGGAGGCAACCCCCCACAGGACUCCAACCUGAUUAUCCCUUGUGUACUCCCUAUUCCAAAGGGUAUGCAUCCUGGCCGCAGGGUCAGAGUCAGGGGAGUGACCCCUCCUGGGAGUAGCAGGUUCUCGAUAAACCUCCAAUGUGGUCCGAAAAUGCUUACUGAAGAAGACAUAGCCUUCCAUUUCAACCCUCGCUUCCCGGAGAAGAAAAUUGUCCGCAACCACUACGCCGCAUCGAAAUGGGGCAAUGAGGAGACUGAAGGAGAAUUGCCACUAAACAGUGGGGAAUCCUUCGAAGUAUUUAUGCAUUGUUACACAGAUACCUACAAGGUGUCGCUGAACGGGAAGCAUAUCUGCGACUUCGCCCACCGCAUCUCCGUUGACAAAGUGACCCACGUGAUGGUGGAAGGUGAUGUCAUGGUGUUCCAGAUCGACUUCGAUCCCUGUGAGGGAGCGGCUGCGCCGCUGCAGUUCAACUAACGAGGAACCAAAGAUCCCUAUACAACACAGAAGAGAUGCUGGCAAUCUACUUUACACAUAAUAAUUACAAUAUUACAUUAUUAUAUAACUCCCGCAGUCCCCCUUUAUAUAUAACCAUAUACUUAGGUACUUUUGAAACGUCAACAAAGAAAGAAAUAAACAAUUGUCUGUCAGUCUAUCCGUCAGUGAAGCUAGGUGCUCGUUCCAAAGUGUAGCUUCGAAUGGAGAAGAACGAGCAAGAAAUUACUGUUUCGGGUCUGGGUGUCAUGUGUAUGUGAAAUUGUAUGUUUGUAAACGCACCCACGACACAGGAGGAAAUGUGAGAGGGAAUAUUAAAAAAGACACUGGUACUAGCAAAGGGUUUUAUAAUAAUGUAAUAAAAAAAAGGUUUUAAAAAAAGCAACUGUAAUAUUCUUAUUAUUUAUUUUAAAACUGUUGUAAUAAUUUAUUGUCUAUAUAUUUUUUAUCUGUUUAUGUUAUUAAAAAUAUUUUAUGUUUCAUUAA
Spodoptera frugiperda (fall armyworm) is the source of this 1534-nucleotide messenger RNA. Its product is annotated as 32 kDa beta-galactoside-binding lectin. The transcript is spliced from 9 exons. The coding region runs from base 125 to 1030 and encodes 301 amino acids. The record is from RefSeq and is a predicted model, not a curated record. Lineage: Eukaryota; Metazoa; Arthropoda; Insecta; Lepidoptera; Noctuidae. Gene Ontology annotation, molecular function: carbohydrate binding; galactoside binding.